CUCCGUCAUCGUUGCAAGUCGUUGUUAUCGGUUGGAGAGCAUUGGUUCACCGUUGGGGACUUGCGUGUCAUCUCGUCUCUCCCAUCUUCGCCUCAUCCUAUUGUUCUUCCUUUCGAGACGGUGAGAUAGGUAUCUAUCCAUCCAGGGUCUGUGUCGCGGCCCUCAUCUUUUGCAAUACAACAUCUUUAUCUUGGCCUCUCUUCCCACCUUCUACUCUAGUCUUGGACAACGCAACCGCAGCAUUUUCGCUAAAUCACCAAUAACCGCGGCCUCUCCAAAGCAGCCCGGCCCUCUUCAUUCUCUCUACCUCGCUCGAUUUUGAGACAUUCCUUUCGACCCUUCUUCCACGACUUUACAAACAACGCCAGCACCAUCGAGCUCGCCGAAAUGGCAUCACCCACUCCGGCCCCCCGGCCGGACCAAAUCUCUGCCUCGACCCCCCUCCUCCAAUCCGACUCGACUUCCUCAUGCGCUUCUUCCAUCCGUUCCCUCUCCCCGUCUCGACGACGUCACCGCAAUGGGCGUACCUCCCCAGCCGCCGCUGCCUCGGCCCGCAAUCUCUCCUUCGCCUCGGCCCUGCUCUCCUCCCUCUGCGCCGGCUCCAUAACCAUCUUCAGCAUGUACGGCCACAUCUUCCAGGAGCGUCUACACUACACCCAGUUCGAGGUCAACGGGUUGUCGAGCGCCGCUUCGUUCGCCACAUACAUGCCGGUGCCCUUGCUGGGGUACAUGUGCGAUCGCGUGGGGCCGGGACCGCUAUCGUUUGUGUCGGCGCUGUUCUUUGCGGCUGGGUAUGGGCUGGCUGCAGGGGUGUAUAAGCGGGAGGCAGAUGGGGCGGCGUUGGGCAACGGUGCUGAUGGCGAGGAUACCGGAAGGUUGGCGUAUGCGGCCAUGAUUACUGCGUUUGUGUUCAUCGGCGUGGGAACGUGCUCCAUGUAUAUGAGCGCUGUGGCGACGUGUGCAAAGAACUUUGGAAGGGGAAAACAUCGGGGACUGGCACUUGCAGUGCCUAUUGCCGCAUUCGGACUGAGCGGGAUGUGGCAGAGCCAGCUAGGAAGCCGAGUGUUCUACGAAAGAUUUGCGGAUGGGACAAAGGGCGACUUGGACGUCUUCCACUUCUUCAUCUUCUUGGGUGUCUUGCUAUUCGUCGUUGGCUGCCUAGGCACAUUCGGCUUGAAGAUCGUUGACGAAGAAGAUUUGAUCGACGAAGCUGUCGAAGAACUGGAACGCAGCGGUUACCUCGACGGAAGCACAUUCCUCCAGGGGAGCUGGACUGCAGACAGACCGGGCUACGGCGCCAUCGAGCAAUCACCCCUCGACAUGGAAAGCGCCGGCAUUCUCGACCCCUCCAAGCCCGACAACGACUCCGACUCGGAAGAAGAAGACGACAACGCCCGCAUCAAGAAAACAUGGGUCCUCAACGCCGAGACCCGCCGGUUCCUAACCGACCACACAAUGUGGUGCUUCGCCCUCGGUUUCUUCCUCAUGAUCGGCCCCGGCGAGGCCUUCAUCAACAACCUCGGCACCGUCAUCAAGACGCUCUACCCACCCCAUCUCAAAUUCGUCGGCGAACCCACCUCGGCGGCCACCCACGUCUCUAUUGUCGGCAUCACCAGCACCCUUGUUCGCCUCCUCACCGGCUCUCUGACCGACCUUCUCGCACCCAGCCCGCAGGCCCGUCACGUCCAGAUUACCUCGUCCGGAACUCUCGAACGCAAGCGCUUUUCCCUCUCCCGCGUGUCCUUCCUGCUCUUCUUCGCCGUCACCCUCUCCGUCGGCCUAGCCACCCUCGCCUCGGGCUGGAUCCAAAACCACGGCGAGCGGUUCUGGGUCGCCUCGGGUUUGGUCGGUGCCGGCUAUGGCGCCGUCUUCUCUCUCACGCCCAUCAUCAUCACCGUGAUCUGGGGCGUCGAGAACUUUGCGACCAACUGGGGCAUAGUGGCCAUGUUCCCUGCUCUUGGCGCCACGUUUUGGGGCUUGGUGUACUCGGCUGUUUAUCAGUCCGGGGUGGAGAAGGCGGCCUCUAACGGGCAAGGCGGGGAGGAGGAUCAGUUUUGCUAUGGGAGUGAGUGCUAUGCGUCCGCGUUUUGGGCGAUGGCCGCAAGUGUUUGGGUUGCGUGUGGGUUGGUGUUGUGGGCUUGGAAGGGAAAGAAUGGAUGGGCGCAGAGAGGUAUUGUGGUUUAAGCGGGCGGAAUCUUGAGGGUAUUUGACAAAUUGGGAAUCAGGGAACAUAUAUGGGCAUUGUCUGUGAUUCAAGGGCCUUCUGGAGUUUUGGCAAGGUGCAUUUGGGAUCUUGGGUAUUCGGGUUUCACUACAUACGGGGACGUGACGUCCAGCGGUUACUACUCGGCUUUUUCCAAUUUGUGUAUUGUGAUGUGUAACCUCCCGCGCCCAAGUUGUGCAUAUAGACAGACUGCAGCUAUUCAUGUUGAUACAACCGUUAGCCUUCCGAUG
Molecule: messenger RNA, 2454 nt
Organism: Neurospora crassa OR74A
Lineage: Eukaryota; Fungi; Ascomycota; Sordariomycetes; Sordariales; Sordariaceae
Product: MFS monocarboxylic acid transporter
Exons: 1
Coding region: 388-2184 (598 amino acids)
Biological process (GO): transmembrane transport
Cellular component (GO): membrane
Molecular function (GO): transmembrane transporter activity
Source: RefSeq, a predicted model, not a curated record